AUGGACGUCCGCGCCUAUUCUCCUGCGUCAUGCGCCAGCCUCUCUGCACUCAUCAUUGCUGCUCAUGCGAUCUUCGUUAAAUCUCGAAACGAUUGUCCUUACUACGGUCAGAACGCUUGGCAGUGUCUCAAAUUGCGUGCGGUUUGGAAAAUCCGUAAAGUUGUGGGUGGAGUGGAGAAGAAAUUAAGAAAUUUCCAAGGUACCUUGAAAAGUAUUAUGUUUUAUGCUUCUGAUAUGGGAUUUAAAUGUUUAUCAUUUUGCCUACCGUUGCAUUUGUUUUUGUUUGGUCAUGAAAGGAUAAUGCGUUACUGCUUUCGGCAUACUGUAAUUUAUAUAAUUGAAGGAUUUUCUAACAGCUUCGAGGAUUCGACAAUGAAUAUACAACGUAAAGUAAAAUGUACAGCCUCAGUGGAAGCUCCCAAGGUACAUGAACAGACUCAUUCAGCUAUAACGGAUGCCUUAUAUCAUUGUCCCCCGCCGCCGAAACCACCGUUUGCAGUGGCCAAAGUUCGGCGUGGGCCAGUUACGCCUCCAAGUCCUGAUGAGAGUCGCUUGUUGACAAAUAAAGAUACAGCAGACCGACCAAAUAUCAGUGGAGACGGAUAUCUUGCAGCAAAUUCUGGUCGUAACCUUCUAAGCGGGGCAGCAAGUAUCUCAGGAAGCCAUCCAGUUUUCGCUGAGCGGACAAUUAGGCGUGGCCCACAUACUCCACCAUAUCCUCCGAAAUCACCUGAUUCUCGAUCACCAUCACCAAUAGUUAAUGAAAAGCCAGUAAAUAUAAAAUCGAUCGCCAAGCCAACAGCAACGAGAGAUCGAAGUCCAGUAGUUGUCUUACCAACAGUUAAUUUGUGUAAACCGAACUAUUCCGGCAGUACAAGUCUUCGAGGAUAUACAGGCAGCAGUGGUAUGCCACAAAUGACUUGUUUCGGUUCUGCACCAGGUAUGCAUGUACAACCAUUUCUGAUGAUGCAGUCGACUUCAACAGCAACAACCCUCUCUCCGUACAUGAAUACACAGACGAACAACCAUACAACUGGAAUUUUUCAAACCUCUACUUGGUCAGCAGAUUCUAGCUUUGGAGUUUGUCCUCCCUUCAGUUUUGCUUCGUCAAUUUCUAACGAACGCUUACUUGGUCCUGAAGUACUUACUGUUCCUCCACCGCCACCGCCUCCUCCACCACCAAAUGAUAUGCGACUGGUGUCUCAGUCGAAUUUUUGCAUGAAAAACAGCACCUCUUGUUCUGUUAAAAGCGAUCCGAAAUCAGGGAUUCCUUCUAUUACCAAAUCGAAGGAUAUACCGAUGGCUUUGGAUCCGAUAUUGCUUGAUCUUGCUGACUUGUCUCCAAAACCACGAGUUCCCAAAUCAACAAAACCUGCACGCUUUCAAAACGAAAGAAAAAAAUUAUCUGUUCACAGAGAUUCAGCUGUUAAAGAAUGUCACGAUGCCUUGGACACAAAAAAUCGUGAACAGAAAUGUACUUUAAAAUUGGUUGGAUCUGAAAAAAAGGAAAGUGAUAAAAAGGCUAAAGAAGGGAUCAAGGCAAUUAAAGUUUUAAAACCGUCCGAAAAGGUUAAACGUGAAGAAAUGGAUGGUGUGGAAAAUAAAAAUCCAAAGCCAGUUGAUGGUGAUCUACAUGAAAUCAAACAAGCAACCAGUAACUCUCUUAAAUCGAUGGGAAGUGAGAAGGAAGUAAAUAAGGAUGAAACGAGCAGUACUCUUUCAAAUGGUGACAGUGAUUCGCUAAUAAAAGUUGUGGACGAUGGGAAAGUAACGAAAGUAGAUAAAAAUCAGAUGGAUGUUUCUGUUAUCAAAAGUGGUAAAAUCCAACAAGGUGAACUGAAUUUGGAAAUUAAGCAGGCAGCAGACAGUGAUAUACGUGAAAGACGAUUGGCUAUUGCUAAUUCAGAGGACGGAGAAAAACCACAGCGAGAACUUAAAGAACUGCGAGAGGAAAUAGUUAUGGAAAGAAUUGUCGUUGUUCCAGAGGAUGAUUUGAAUGGCGAUGAAUUGAUAUCAUGUAUUGAUUCAGAAAGGAACUCUACUCCGGAUAAUGCUCAGUUUUUCUCAGUCUCUGUGAUCUCGUCAAAUGAAAAUCAUGAAGAUGAAGUUGUUGAACUUGGACCACCAGCUUCUCCAGUACCUGGACUGCGUGGACGUGAAUAUUCAUCUCCAUCCACAAGUGGCUUCACCGAUUCCACACCAAGCGCUUUAUUCAGACAGGCAACCGCAGCUGAUGUUGCAGGUUGUUCAAAAACUCUACUGCAUGACAGUAAAAGUAUACCACGGCAUAAAAAGAUUCAUAAUCAACUGCCAAAGAUUUCUGAGAAGUUUCGAAAAUACAUUCAUGUUGUGACGCAUCCAAAUGGUGGCGCUUCGAUGCUUAAAGCGGAUUGGUCGAAAAUUAAAGAACAUUUCAGCGGCCCCGAGCUGGAUGAAUUUACCAUAGAAUUUGUGACAUUUGGCUUGUCUGAAGUUGACAACACUCCUGUAUUUGUAAUUGCUGUUAUUGAAAACGCUGCUGAAUACCUCCAGAACGGUUUGGAAUAUUUUGCCAAGAAAUUUCCCCAUAUGCCAGUAAAGAUUGGAUCACUCACCAGUAAGCAGUGUGUUAGUACAACAACUGUUUCGGAAUAUUAUAAUCAUGUUAUGGAAACUUGCCACCAUGGAACUUUUAGAUAUGGUCCAUUACACUCGCUGAGUCUGGUGGGAACGAGACAAGAAGAAUGUGGCAAUUAUUUCAAAGAACUGAUUGAAUGGUUGGAAAUGUUCCCAAUGCUUAAACUUCUAAUGCCGUGGGGUGAGUGGUCUGGAGCAGAUCUCGAAAGUCCUUCUGAUAGUGAUGAUGGACCCAUUUUUUGGGUACGUCCAGGUGAACAGAUGAUAAGAACUGAUGAAAUGAAAGAAGAUUUGUCAUCCAAAACUCGAAAGCGAAGCGCAUCAGUUCGACCACAUGUACCGUCCUACAGAGAACCACGUGAAUUCUUCUUCGAAGAUCGGACACCAUGUCAUGCAGAUCAUGUAGGUGAUGGAUUGGAAAGGCGUACAACGGCUGCAGUUGGUGUGCUUCAAUCAAUUUAUGGACCAACGGAAAAGAAAAAAAAUAAGAUAGGAAGAAGAGCAGUAAAAGAUGUCGUUUGCUUCCAUGCAAGUGAUUUCGAAAGAAUUGUUGACGAGUUACAGUUGGAUCUUUAUGAACCUCCGAUGUCACAGUGUGUACAAUGGGUUGAAGAGGCAAAACUAAAUCAGUUAAGAAGGGAAGGAGUGCGUUAUUCACGCUUUUUGUUGCAUGAUAACGAUGCUUACUUUCUGCCACGGAAAAUAAUCCAUCAAUUUCGAACUAUAAGUGCUUGCGCUUCAAUUGCCUGGCAUGUGCGACUUAAACAAUACUACAAUGACAAUGCGGAAAUGGAAGCACACGAAAAUGAAGUAAAAAAAGCGGAUGUGAAAGUUAAUGAAAGUGGAAAUCGUCGAAAACGGAAGAAAGAUGACACCAAAAAAUGUGGGAGAUGGAAAGGAAAAGAUCGUAUGAAAAAAGCGAAGCGUUCGGAUGAUUCUGGACCGAAAUCUUCCAAAUGA
This is a messenger RNA of Acanthocheilonema viteae, 3576 nucleotides long. Lineage: Eukaryota; Metazoa; Nematoda; Chromadorea; Rhabditida; Onchocercidae. The record is from the annotation of a GenBank genome assembly.